AUGACCAUUUCAACCCACGUCGCUAUCUUUAUCACUGAUUAUUCCGAAUUCUGUGCUGAUAAACAUGGUACAUUUGCAGAAUUAAGUGCAAAACUUUUGAAAAAUUCAGGAUUACAAGAGGAAAUCAGAUGCUAUGAUGUUAUCAAAUCACAAUUUCCUACUGAUGAUGAAUUAAAAGAUAUCAAAGCUAUCUGGAUUACUGGUUCAAGAAGUGAUGCAUUUGCUGAUGAACCAUGGAUCUUAAAUUUAAAAACCUUUUUACAAGAUAAGGUUUUAAGUAGAGAAGAUAUUCGUCUAGUUGGGAUUUGCUUUGGUCAUCAAAUCAUUGCUAGAUCGUUAGGCUCAAAAGUUGGUAGAAAUGAUAAAGGUUGGGAAUUAACUGUUGAACCUGUUACUAUAAAUCAAGAUGAAGAAAUUCAAGAGUUACUAAAAGAUUUCCAAGGGCAAUUCAACAUCUUAGAAAGUCAUCAAGAUAUUGUUUACGAAACUCCAAAAGGUUGUAAAAACAUUGGAAGUAGUAAAAGAACAGAGUCUCAAGGUUUUUAUAAAAAAGAUAAAAUUUUGACAUUUCAAGGACAUCCUGAAUUCACCAAAAGCUUUACAGAAGAUGCUUUGGAAAUGAAACUCAAAGAUGGAAAAAUUACACAAGACGCUUAUGAAGAUGCCAUCAAUGUUUUGAAUAACAAUGAACACCACGGUUCCAAGAUCGGUGAAGUUAUCGUUAACUUCAUUCAAUCAGUCUAA
This is a messenger RNA of Hansenula anomala, 744 nucleotides long. Its product is annotated as putative amidotransferase. The transcript has a single exon. NCBI's taxonomy places the organism in Eukaryota, Fungi, Ascomycota, Saccharomycetes, Phaffomycetales, Wickerhamomycetaceae. Gene Ontology annotation, cellular component: nucleus; cytosol. The coding region runs from base 1 to 744 and encodes 247 amino acids. The record is from RefSeq and is a predicted model, not a curated record.